AUGCCUUCACAGAAACCAAGGGGGCUUCAACCAGUUUACGAAGCCAACGCCGGUACUAAAUACCUAUCAGCCGGAGCAUUACAUCGGCACUCCGAUAACGAAGAAGCUUGUCAACAAAGCGUAGCAACAUGUGGCUCAACAGGGUCAACCCGUCACGCCUCCCCUGCUACUACAUCGACAGAUGACGAUCUGUUGGGCUUGCCAUUUGCUGAGUGUCUCGAUGCAGAAGAUCUCCAACAUCUCCAAGCAUUCUUAGAAGAACUGCGCGGACCGAAACACCUGCAGAAGCGAGACUUGUCUCCUCAACUAGACACCGACAUAUUUGGAAACGCUUCCACUCAUCAGUAUUCCCCAGAAGAUGCAAUAUACAACACAGCACACCACGAACACACCAAUACCAACCCACCUCAAAUCUCAAACUCAACAGCCAGCAACACCGCACAACCGCCCUCAUCACCCAGCUCACCUUUCCCCAUUCCAACCACAAACAAACAUCUGAUCCGUUCACCGUCGCCCGGACGAACGCCCCUAUCGGCCGACGCCAUAAAUAGCAUGCCUCAACACACACCGCGACCGGCCUCACCGGUCAACCCCAAACCCGAGGUUCUAUACCGUCAACCCCAGCUCUUCAUCGGCAGACUAGCCUCCUCCGAGGUACAACAUCCGCCGAUGGAUGUAGCGCAAUUCCCUACAGACCGUAUACGAAAAAGAUUCAGAAAUCGCCCCGAUAUCCGCGCAUUACCAAACUACGACGAAGACCCCAUUGAGUGA
Molecule: messenger RNA, 771 nt
Organism: Pochonia chlamydosporia 170
Lineage: Eukaryota; Fungi; Ascomycota; Sordariomycetes; Hypocreales; Clavicipitaceae
Exons: 1
Coding region: 1-771 (256 amino acids)
Source: RefSeq, a predicted model, not a curated record